ACGACGACGUGUGGGGACCAUCUUUCUCAUUGAAACGGUAAUCUUCCUUCAGCAAUAAAUACCUGUAGAAAGGGUAUCAGAUUUUCUCCAUAUAUCACAAUCUUUUCUCAUCUCUUACUCUCUGCCUUUGCUUCAACAAAAAUCAAAUAUAUACACUCAACUAACCUCAUUUCUAUACCUCUUUUUCUCUUCUUUUUUUCCUGUGAAUUCCUCAAUCCUCAGUGAUUUUUAUUUCUGAGUUUGAUUGACGAAAACGGGUACCGGAAAGAUUGAAGUAUCAAAAUUUCCAAUAUCGAGCAAAUUUGAUUUGCUCGGUGUUUUAAUGCAAAGGGUAGAGAAAAUUCACAAAGGGGUUACUGGUUUUCCGGUCUGUGGGUAUAGUUAUGCCAGAGAUCUUAGAUAAUAAUUAUGAAGGCAGUCCAUCUCUACUAUCCGCCGCCGCGGCAGCCGACGUCGAUGGCGAAUUAACUCCGGCGGAGGACUUCAAUUCAAACCUUUUUGACAAAUAUGAGCUGGGAACACUCCUGGGUUGUGGCGCCUUUGGCAAAGUAUAUCAUGCCACAGUCAUCACUACGACACAAAGCGUGGCGAUUAAGGUCGUUAGCAAACAGAAAAUCCUCAAAGGUGGACUAACGGCGCACGUCAAGAGAGAAAUCUCUAUCAUGCGCCGGUUGCGUCACCCACAUAUCGUGCGCCAACAUGAAAUUCUCGCCACCAAGAAGAAAAUCUACUUCGUCCUGGAAUUCGCUAAAGGAGGCGAACUUUUCGCAAAGCUCGCUAAAGGCCGGUUUAGCGAAGAUCUCAGCCGUCGAUAUUUCCAGCAGUUAAUCUCCGCCGUUGGAUACUGCCACUCUCGCGGCGUAUACCACCGUGAUUUGAAACCGGAGAAUUUAUUACUGGACGAAAAUUGGGACCUGAAAGUUACCGAUUUCGGGUUAAGCGCCGUCAGGGAUCAGAUCCGAUCCGACGGGUUGCUUCAUACACUUUGUGGGACCCCUGCUUACGUGGCGCCGGAGAUUUUGAAGAAGAAAGGCUAUGAUGGUGCUAAGGUGGAUAUAUGGUCAUGUGGUAUUAUCCUCUUUGUGUUUAAUGCUGGGUAUUUACCUUUCAAUGACACAAAUAUAAUGACCAUGUAUCGGAAAAUUUACAAAGGUGAAUUCCGUUGCCCCACAUGGACCUCGCCAGAGUUGAAGAGGUUGUUGACCCGAUUACUUGAUAUCAACCCGGUUACUCGUAUCACCGUUGAGGAGAUUAAGAAUGACCCAUGGUUUCAAAAAGGUUAUCAAGAGGUGAAGCCGGAUAAUCACCAAUUCGAAUUCAAAUCUUGGUCGGGUCCGGGUUCCACCAGAGAAUUUCUGAACGCGUUUGAUAUUAUCUCGUAUUCAUCUGGUUUUAAUUUCUCCAGUUUGCUUAAAGGUAAUGGUGGAUUCAUUAUUAAUGAGCGAUUCGUAUCGGCGGAAACGCCAGAAAAGAUAAUCAGGAAAAUUGAGGAGGUGGCGGAAGCAGAGGGGAUGACGGUGGCACAGAGGAGUGGCGCCUCUGUGAAGGUCGAGGGGAAGAAUGGUAAUUUUGUUGUAAUGGUGGUGGUUAACCGGCUAACUGAGAAACUGGUAAUAGUGGAAAUUCAGAAAAGGGAGAGUGAUGGUGAAAUAUGGAAGAAGAAAUUCAAACCGCAGAUAAGUAUACUUGUUUAUCAAGGGGAAGGACCCAUUUCUAAUAGCUGAAAAGUACAUUUGGCCUAAUUUUUAUGCAUUGGUGAUUUAAUGAAAAUUUUCGAGGGAAGCAAAUUAAUGUGUUGUAUUACUUUAACUAUGUUACUACAUUAAUUUAAUAUAAUAAAUGAAUGAUUGGUAACCUA
This is a messenger RNA of Solanum dulcamara, 1858 nucleotides long. RefSeq names its product CBL-interacting serine/threonine-protein kinase 14-like. The coding region runs from base 384 to 1724 and encodes 446 amino acids. The transcript has a single exon. The record is from RefSeq and is a predicted model, not a curated record. Gene Ontology annotation, biological process: signal transduction; protein phosphorylation. Gene Ontology annotation, molecular function: protein kinase activity; ATP binding. NCBI's taxonomy places the organism in Eukaryota, Viridiplantae, Streptophyta, Magnoliopsida, Solanales, Solanaceae.